GCGCAUACACGUGGAAGUCAGUGCCGUAUCUACUACUGACGACAGUGACGAUUAUUUUUGAGAUUUCGUAUAGAUAUUUGCGGGUUUAAAUUGCAAUGUAAUCUUUGGAUUUUUUAUAGCUUCAUCAGUAUUUACUGCCAAUUACCAUUAUGAUAGAAUUGUAAAAAAGAUAAGAUUUAAUCAAGCUCUGAUAACAGUAAAGUUAGAAUUGUUAUUUAUGCUGUGGUACUCAGCGGUAGUGCCAAGCAUGAGAGACUUCGAGUAGCGACUGGUAGCGAUUGGUGGAGCAUGAAUGAGGUUUCGUAGAGGGGAUUCGCAAUUCCGUCGGCUGCUCAAGUUGGACUUUGUCUUGGACACAGCUGAUCAGAGAUUAGUGAUAUUCAGCCGUGACAUUGCCGGAAUGCGAUAAUAAGUGUAAAGUGCGGACAAUACUUAUUUAUGUAACCGAAAUUGGAGCCCAGUACCACUCUUGCCCGGCCGCUGCUGGCUCUGCCUUGGGCUUACUACGAAGAAGAGACAGUAUACAGUCAAGGUCACUGACUUUCAUUCCAGGACACUCUCUCUUUCUCUGGAGAGCGCGUGUUCGCUUGCGCUCUUCCCGACGCACGCGCGCGCCGCGUUUUUGCUUUCUAAACGUACGUACGAUACGUAUGCGUACAAACAGUCAGCGAGCCGCAGCCAACAAUCACGGACGGCAUUCCUUUGGUGAGAGAACCAGACAGGUCAAAAAGUGAAACCAUGUCGACGGUUGCGGUCAGCGUCCAAACCCCUAAUAAGAAUGUUGAGUUCGUCAUCAAGAACUUCAUUGCUGGCGGAGUUGCUGGGAUGUGCUCAAAGACAACUGUUGCUCCAUUAGAUAGAAUUAAAAUUCUUCUUCAAGCUCACAGUCAUCACUAUAAGCAUUUAGGAGUGUUUUCUGGUCUGAAAGAAAUUAUCUAUCGAGAGCAUUUCUUUGCUCUCUACAAAGGAAACUUUGCUCAAAUGGUAAGGAUAUUUCCAUAUGCAGCCACACAGUUUACAGCUUUUGAAAUUUAUAAAAAGUCAUUAGGUAAAAUAUUAGGAAAUAAAACACAUGCAGACAAAUUCAUUGCUGGUUCCUGUGCAGGAGUGACAGCUGUGACACUUACCUAUCCUCUUGAUACAAUAAGAGCACGACUGGCCUUUCAAGUGACUGGAGAGCACAUUUAUACUGGAAUCGUUCACACUGCGGUUUCAAUAUUUAAAGAUGAGGGUGGAAUUAGAGCAUUAUAUCGAGGAUUCAUACCAACUCUAUGUGGUAUGGUACCAUAUGCUGGUUUCUCAUUUUAUUCUUUUGAAAAGCUUAAAUAUUUGUGUAUGAAAUAUUUUCCAACUGUAUUAUGUAACAAAUGUGAUAAAAAUACUGGUGGCCUUGUAUUAACAAUUCCUGGCAAACUAUUAUGUGGUGGUAUGGCUGGAGCAGUUGCACAAAGUUUUUCAUAUCCAUUAGAUGUUACCAGAAGACGGAUGCAAUUAGCUAUGAUGAAUCCAGAUACUCAUAAAUAUAGUGUUGGCAUGCUAUCUACAUUAAAAAUGAUAUAUAAUGAAAAUGGCAUAAUAAAAGGACUGUAUAGAGGAAUGAGUAUUAAUUAUUUGAGAGCUAUUCCAAUGGUAGCUACAAGUUUCGCUACCUAUGAAGUCAUGAAACAAUUAUUAGAUUUGGAUACUGGAAUGAAAAUAUGAAAAUUUUACUUAAUUAAUUUUGAUAUUGUUAAAAGCAGUUGUUAUUUUGUAUUUAACUUUGUUGAACGUACCUAACAAGGUGUCUCAUAAUAAGGUAUUUGGUAGGGAAAUAGAAUUUAAAACUAGCUAUGAUAGGUUUUCAAACCUUUUUAAAUUUAUAAAUUAAAUUAAUUAAUGAACUGAAGAUAACUAUAAUUUUAAUGUAUAAAGUAAGAAAAGCUUUCGCUUGAUGAAAGCAAAUGUGGUUUGAUUAUAUCUGUAAAGAAAAAAUAAUAUAUUUAUAAUAAUGUAUCAAUAUUUAUAAAUUACCAUAACUUAUAAGAAAAUAUUUUUUAUAGUUUCAACACAUUGCGUGGAUCAUUUUAAAAAUUAAGUUAAUGGAUUGGAACUCUGAUAAAUAUUUUCUUGAAGUAAAUCUCAAAGAAUGUUUUAACAUUUUAAUACUUUUUUAUAAACCAUAAAUGUGCAGAAUAUAUUUGUACUUGAUACAGAAAAUUGUAAAAAGAAUAAAGAGGCUGA
This is a messenger RNA of Phymastichus coffea, 2220 nucleotides long. RefSeq names its product solute carrier family 25 member 16-like. Gene Ontology annotation, biological process: transmembrane transport. The transcript is spliced from 7 exons. NCBI's taxonomy places the organism in Eukaryota, Metazoa, Arthropoda, Insecta, Hymenoptera, Eulophidae. Gene Ontology annotation, cellular component: mitochondrial inner membrane. The record is from RefSeq and is a predicted model, not a curated record. Bases 739 to 1701 code for a protein of 320 amino acids.